Molecule: messenger RNA, 831 nt
Organism: Fulmarus glacialis (Northern fulmar)
Lineage: Eukaryota; Metazoa; Chordata; Aves; Procellariiformes; Procellariidae
Gene: IGFBP2
Product: insulin-like growth factor binding protein 2, 36kDa
Exons: 3
Coding region: 94-534 (146 amino acids)
Biological process (GO): regulation of insulin-like growth factor receptor signaling pathway
Cellular component (GO): extracellular region
Molecular function (GO): insulin-like growth factor I binding; insulin-like growth factor II binding
Source: RefSeq, a predicted model, not a curated record
GAUAAUGGUGAUGACCGGUCCGAGAGCAUCCUUGCUGAGAACCACGUGGACGGCACCACAGGGAUCCUGAGCGGAGCCGGCGGGAGGAAGCCCAUGAAGACGGGCAUGAAGGAGCUGGCAGUUAUGAGGGAGAAGGUGAACGAGCAGCAGCGGCAGAUGGGCAAAGUUGGCAAGCCCCAUCACAACCACGAGGACUCGAAGAAGUCGCGGCUGUCGACGGGCAGGACCCCUUGUCAGCAGGAGCUGGAUCAGGUCCUGGAACGCAUCUCCACUAUGCGACUGCCGGAUGAGCGAGGUCCCCUGGAGCACCUCUACUCCCUCCACAUCCCCAACUGCGACAAGCAUGGCUUGUACAAUCUCAAACAGUGCAAGAUGUCGGUGAAUGGGCAGCGCGGCGAGUGCUGGUGUGUGGACCCCAUCCACGGGAAGGUGAUCCAGGGUGCACCCACCAUCCGCGGGGACCCCGAGUGCCACCUCUUCUACACAGCCCACGAGCAGGAGGACCGGGGAGCACAUGCCCUGCGGAGCCAGUAGACGGACGUGAUCCUGCUCGCUGGAGGUGGCUUGCCAUGGCCCCAGUGUUGGAUUUUAUAUGGGUUUCAGUGUGUCUCUUUAGGCUCUGGAAGAGACUGGGGUUGUGUCCUGCGUGCUGCCCUCCUUCCCCUGCUGCCCGGCUCCUGGGGAUGGGAGGGAUGACGGGAGGGGAAGGGCAGUGGGGGGGUUGCAAGGAGAAGGGACUGCUUUUCUAUAGUCUUUCACCCAACAUAAGCCAGAGAACCGGUCUUUUUUUGCUCCUCACCCCACGGCCCUGCCCUCCCUGCUGCUUCGUGG